Onthophagus taurus is the source of this 1139-nucleotide messenger RNA. RefSeq names its product juvenile hormone acid O-methyltransferase-like. NCBI's taxonomy places the organism in Eukaryota, Metazoa, Arthropoda, Insecta, Coleoptera, Scarabaeidae. The record is from RefSeq and is a predicted model, not a curated record.
CAUAAUAUAAUUGCAUUGUUUUGUAAAGUGAUAAACUGAUAACAGAAGCACCGCUACUUUACAUUAUCUACCAUAAUCACUAAUAACUAUAGUAUCAGAGUGAAUUUAAUAACGUAAACAUGUAAUGUAUUUGUCUUUCAUAUAAUUAAAAAAAAAGUUUUGGUUUUAUUUUGGAAUAAAUUGUGACAAGGAUGUAUGAUUCCGUUUUAUUUUCUGAUAGCAAUUACAAUACGGUGGUCCACGCAAACGAAUUCCUAAUAAAAUAUGAAAAAUUAUUUAAUUGGACGAAAUCGGAAGAUAUUUUAGAGGUUGGCUGUGCAAAUGGAUGUAUUACCAAACAUGUUCUUUACCCCAUCGUUAAGGACCACCUUCAUCACUUAACCGGUAGCGAUAUUUCUCAAUCAGCAAUUGAUCAUGCUAACAAAAUUAAUAACAACCCCAAUUUAUCGUUUGAAACAUUGGAUAUUACUAACCAAGGUGAAUGCGAUCAAUACAUUGAGAAAUUUCAUCGUAUUUUUGCAUUUCACGUUCUCCACGUUGCCCAUAAACCAGAAUUAUGGUCAACAAACUUAUAUAAAAUGUUAAAGCCAAACGGUCAAAUGUUUGGACACAUAAUUGUCAGUUAUCCAAAUUUUUGUAAUUUGGUUACAUCAGAACAACGAAAUGAUCAAUCAAAACCAUGGUCGGAAUACAUGCAAAAUGUACGUGAUGUCUUUUACGAUUUCGGACCUAAACCUUUAGAAAGAGUCAAAGAAAUUUUUAAUCAAGCCGGAUUUUUAAUUAAUCUUAUCGACAUCGAACCUAAAAAAGUAUUAUUUAAAAAUAUUGCUGAUUUUAAAAAUACGUGGAUAUCAGCUAAUCAUAUUUUAAAUCAUCUGCCGAAGGAAUUACACGAUGAUUACAUAAACGAUUUCUUAACGAAAUUACUUCAGCAUGUCACGUAUAAUAUAGACGGAUCUUAUGAAUUUACAUUUGAUGUGCUUGUAUUUUUAGUAACUAAACCUUAGUUAUUAUUAUUUAUAAUUAUAAUAAGACAACAAUUGUGUUGAUAUUAUAAUGGAAAAACUCAUAUUAACAUUCUAAGAUAUGAUUUAAAGAUCAUUAAAUCCAUGAAACCAUUAAAUACUAAAUAAAUUUGC